Tetrahymena thermophila SB210 is the source of this 975-nucleotide messenger RNA. Its product is annotated as translation initiation factor 2B subunit, eIF-2B alpha/beta/delta family protein. Lineage: Eukaryota; Ciliophora; Oligohymenophorea; Hymenostomatida; Tetrahymenidae. Gene Ontology annotation, biological process: translational initiation. The transcript has 8 exons. The record is from RefSeq and is a predicted model, not a curated record. Gene Ontology annotation, molecular function: guanyl-nucleotide exchange factor activity; translation initiation factor activity. Gene Ontology annotation, cellular component: eukaryotic translation initiation factor 2B complex.
AUGAGCAAUACAUUUGAAGAAAGAGCAUUUGAGAUAUUUAAGAACCAUUGUUCUAACGAAGAAGAUAAUGACUAUGCAUCCAAUCUUAUUAAGGCAUUAAUAGAUAUCAUUUCAGAAUCAAAAGAAUAGACUAUGCAAGGUUUAACAAGAAAUAUUAAAUAGUCCGCUGAGUAUAUAGUUGAAAAGUCCCAAACUUCAGGUUUUUUAGGAUCUCGCACAAAUCUAUUUUUAAAGAGCACUGCCAGCAUUUUCUAGCAUUAUAUUAACAAGGGUCUCUAAUAUUAUGGAGGUGACAAUAUGGAAGAGUUAAAGUAGAAUUUAAAAAAAGUUGGCAAAGAACUUUUAGAUAUUGCUUCUUAAUCUAAAGAUAAGAUUCGCAUAAAUGCACUUGAAUUUUUAUAAAAUGGAAUAACUAUCCUUAUUUUUGGUCAUUCAACAGUUGUUGCUGAUUCUCUGAUAUUUGGGGCAAAUAAAGGAAUAAAGUUUUCUUGCAUCGUAUGUGAAACAAGACCUAAAUGUGAAGGUUAUUUGAUGUACAAAAAAUUAACUAACCAUAAUAUCCCUUGUAAAUUUAUUUGCGAUUCUGCUUUGGGAACAGCUGUUGAAGAAGCUGAUUUAGUUCUUGUAGGAGCUGAAGCUGUUGUUGAAAAUGGUGGCAUCAUAAAUAGAAUUGGUACAUACACAGCUGCUCUUUGUGCUAAGUCCUUAAAAAAAUAGUUCUAUGUAUUAGCUGAAAGUUUCAAAUUUGCCAGAAUGUUCCCACUUUCAUAAAAGGAUCUUCCUGACAGUGUUAAAAACUCUUAAGAUUUUGAUGUAGUUGGAGACACUUUCGGACUUAAAAAAGAAAAUAUAAAUGUGUUAAAUCCUGUUUGCGAUUACACUCCUCCAAAUUUGAUUACUCUGUUGUUUACAGAUGUUGGUAUUUUCACUCCUUCAGCUGUUUCUGAUGAACUCAUUUAAAUUUUUAACAACUGA